Molecule: messenger RNA, 5859 nt
Organism: Dermacentor albipictus
Lineage: Eukaryota; Metazoa; Arthropoda; Arachnida; Ixodida; Ixodidae
Gene: sad
Product: Cytochrome P450 family protein sad
Biological process (GO): cholesterol metabolic process; glucocorticoid biosynthetic process; cortisol metabolic process
Cellular component (GO): mitochondrial inner membrane
Molecular function (GO): iron ion binding; monooxygenase activity; oxidoreductase activity, acting on paired donors, with incorporation or reduction of molecular oxygen
Source: RefSeq, a predicted model, not a curated record
UCGACUUGCCGGGCUGUAUUCGGAGCGGGACCCGCGUGUGUCGUGAAAACGCGCACCGCACGCGCAAAAAACAAAAAACAAAAAGAGCGCCGCGGCGUGUCGCACACCGAUGUCGUCCGCUGCACUAGCCCGUCGCCUCGCGCGUCAAGCCGCGGCCGGACUGGGCCGGCGCGCGCGCUCCAGUGACACCGCCGGCUGCCCAUUCCAUCGCGGCGGCGCGGCGCUGGAACCGGCGACGAACCGCUCCGCGGGAGCGGAGCAGGCGUCGUGGAGCGGAGCGGAACCGUACGUGUCGAAGGGGCCGGCGCGGAGGCCCUUCACGUCGCUGCCCAGUCCCAAGGGGCUGCCCGUGCUGGGCACGGCGGUGGACGUGCUACGGGCCGGGGGCGCGCCCAAGAUCCACGAGUACUGUGACCGGCGGCACCGCGAGCUGGGACCCAUCUACCGCGAGACGUUAGGCAGCGUGGACGCCGUCUUCGUGGCCGACAGUGCGCUCAUUCAGAAGGUGUACACCAACGAAGGCAAGUUCCCCAUGCACAUGGUGCCCGAGGCCUGGCUCAUCUACAACGAAGUCAAAGGAAUUCAGCGCGGACUCUUCUUCAUGGAUGGCCCGGAGUGGAUCGACCGACGCCGAAGCCUCAACAAUGUGUUCCUCAAAACGAAGACUGUCACUGACAACGUGCCCGUCUUCAACGACGUCAUCACGGACCUCCUGAAUCGGUGGCACGACGCCCGCAACGACAGAGGCAUCUUGGAAAACGUCGAGCGUGAACUUUACAACUGGUCCAUAGAAUCGCUGGGGGCCAUGAUCUUUGGCCGGCGGCUGGGCUGCAUCGCGCAAACCUCGAGUAUGGACAACGUGCACGAGUUCGUCCACUGCGUGCAGCAGAUCUUCAACGAGUCGGCCAAGAUGUCCAUGUUCUCGCCGCGCCUCGCCUACCGUCUUCGGCUGCCCGUCUGGCGGCGCUUCGUCCGAGCAGCGGGACGUGCCCUCGAGCUCGCGAGAGACUACGUCGAGGAGAACGUGAAAGCAAUCGCCAAAGAUCCAUCGUCCGCUGCCCGGCACAACCAAGGCAUUCUAAGUCAACUCUUGCUCAACGAGAAAAUCUCAGAAGAAGAACUCGUCCGCAUCGUCACUGACCUCUUCCUCGCCGCUGCCGACACGACUUCGCAUGCCACCCAGUGGGCGCUGUACCUUCUCGCCAAACACCCCGAACAGCAGGAGCGGUUACUCCACUCGGUGCGUAGCGUGGUACCUGCGGGGCAGCCAAUCACCGAGGAGAGCCUUGCGCGGCUACCCUACGUCAAGGCGGUCAUCCGGGAGGCCCUACGGUUGUACCCGGUGGCACCUUUCCUGACGAGGAUCCUGUCCGAGGAUAUUGUCCUGGAUGGAUACCACAUCCCCGCUGGGAAACUCAUCUUGAUGUCCCUGUACACGACGGGACGGGACGAACAGCACUUUUCGGAGCCGCACGCGUUCAGGCCUGAGAGAUGGCUGCGAGAUCGCGACCGCAUGGGACAGGUGAACUCGUGGGCCUGCCUUCCGUUCGGCCUCGGCGCCCGUUCUUGCAUCGGACGCCGGGUGGCCGAGGUCCAGAUGCAGUUCCUCAUCGCACGGACGGUGCAAAAGUUCGAGCUGACGCCGAGCACGGACAAGGACGUCCAAAUCAAGAUGCGGCUCAUUACUACACCGGAGGAGCCCAUCUCGCUACGGAUGACCCCUCGGUAGCGUUCCUGUCGUGGCUAGCCGACAGAAACGAGCGCGUCACAAACGAUCCGAGUCGUCCGUGGCUCGGCGACGUCUACCCCGGGGCCACCGUCGGUCCGCAUGCCGGCCACGACAUCCUGGGAGGCACCCGGCGUGCCGGUCGCGUCGGCGUCGUACGACCUCGUUCCCUCGCCACCGUGGGGCGAGCGAACCACCACUACCGCCAAAGACGAGGGCAGCCCAGAGCACAGCCGCCCAGCUGGGACCAUGCCCGAAACGCCACACGCACACGCAAACACACACACACACACACACACACACAGCAGCCGCGCGACCGCGGCAUGGACGCUACUUCCGCUGGCCGGAAGUCAGGCCUUACAAAACAAAUCGUGACCGCGCAUCACGAGUUGCACGAGCCGUGCGUCACAACUAGACCUUUUGGCUAUUGCCGAUCGACGCUGCUUGAACGCGUCGGCCCGGCAGCAGGCGAUUGCAUUUGUUACCUUUACUCGAACGAAGAGCAAUUACGAAGCCCUGGUCUCAGGCACACUACUUAAGGACGCAUUCUUCUUCUCCAAGCAGUGCUAUUGUUUGUGUUCACGUCCAGAAAGCGCGGUGAUGAUCUGUUGUUUCUCUUGUAUCCAGCAAUGUCAAAUGCUUGUCGGAAAGCUCAGUGGCACGCAGGGAAAGGGCUGUAUUUUCACGACACUUGUAUGCAUGGUCUCCCCUGUACACCACACGAUAGAAUUGUAGCUAUAAAAACAAAAAGAGCUUCCGACACUAAGUGCCUUUGUUGUGCACGGAAUGGCUGUCCUCUAGACGUCCGCGUAACUGAGUCUUCAUCGAACGGCUGUGUCGUGGCAGGUUUCACGUUUGGUGAUACAGGUGCCUUCUUCCAGCCCGUAUUCAGUGAAAACACUGAUCAGGCACUGAGCUUAGCCAACGCACGUUGACGUUGCUUUCACUAAGCAAUGUGUGCCUCAUUCAAUAGAGCUUGCAGUUCUUGCGUCCGUUUUUCCGAUGCAACCGGAGCAUGUGCGCCUAGAGUGCACCAGGAGGCGCUGUAUGACAAGUUAAUGGCCGAUUUGCCAAUAGAGGGUUUUACACAUGUCUACAUGUUUACUGACCUUUUAUCUGUUUGAUGCUGGGAUCGCAAGUGCCCGCUCUUAACCAGCGUUAUUUAGCGAUUACCUUCAGAAUCACUAUUUCUGCAUAUACUCUUUUUAAUGGGCACUUCCUUCCAAGUUUCUUGCGACGAAUGAAACACAUGCAUAAUUGUUCAACACCGCGAACUUUUCACGAAAUGCCACACGAGCGUCUCUCAUUCCGAGUGUGUUGUCGUGAGAGAGCGCGCAUAAUUAUCCAGUAUCGUCGCUGUGCGCGUUAAUGUAUUGUUCAAGUGAAUAUGGAUAGAUUAACAGGUGGAAGCACUAGUCCGUUGGAGUCUUUUUGUGAUGUAUUGUGAACCAAGAUGGCGAAGAGUGACUGAUGCUAUACGCAUGCCAUGCAACCCCAAAUAACGAUUUGUAACCACAAAAGUAUGUUACUUCGUUCUUUCUCCUUUCUCUCUCCUUUUAAAUUUUUUUUUACCUGUACCUUUCACAAUAACCACUAAGGACUCACUUGUUACGAUCUCAUGCGUGUUCUUUUGAGAUGACUAUUCGCAGCCUUCAACUGACGCCUCUUGACGAGAUUCUACCUCCUCACUCACUGAGGGUUAGGACGGGUCGCGCCGGUUCGGAACCGUCUGGUUAUGCCGCUAAGUUCAAAACGCAAAGUGCUUUAAAAUGAGCGUUCUGUUCUGCGUUUAACUGCGCUUCAUAUAUGCUGCCGCUUCCUGGUAGCUGAUAAUGAUCUCUUUAAAACUCAUUAGUUAGUAAAGUUGUUCACUGUUUGAUCAGCCUUGAUUUGACUAGACGCAAUGAUCUGAACAUAAAAGAAAAGCCUUGUGCUCGACAGACUGCGUGAGAAACCACUAAACAUUAGCUCUACUUUAGCACCUCCGGACGUCAGUGCGGGUAUCAGAAGCCAGCGAGUGCCGUUGGGCGUCUCUUUAUCUUCAGCAGCAGAAGCGCAGAUAAGCGUUGCCGAGUCUGAAGGUCGCAGGACGUUAACUGCAGCAAAGAAAGUGUAAGAUUAGAAAAACGAAUCUCUCAGAAAUGAACGGCAUAUGGGCCAGCUUGCUCAGAGGACAUCGUUGUCCUUCACUACGAGUCGGUCGGAAGAUUGCCACAUUUCCAUUAAGAAGCUUAGAAAAACUCGAACCGUAUUCAGACUAGCAACGUAUUUGAGGUUCUUGUGCGUGGCAGACGCUUUCCUAAGAAAAGUUUAAUAGGUGAUCACAAGAAAGCUUUCUCGAGAAGGUCGUCACGUAUGUUUCUACGGUAUUGACGGGGGAAAAGUAUACGAACGUCAUACGGUGGUUUCACUGUAAUCGUAAAAGCGGGAGGCUUCCCACACAUGCUCAGUAGUUUUCCGCAAGCUGAGCAUCUUAAUUGUCGACUGAAGGCGUUUUAAUUUACGUAAAAGAGAAAAAAAGCAAAGAAAGCAGCGCACAGCUUCGGAUCAUUCCUCACCAGCUCGCCAAGUCGCGUACUUGCCCGACGUGUUCGACAAUUUUGCGGGAGGCUCGUUUCAUUUCCUUGUCGAUGUUUGUCUAUUUCUUGGUGUUUGUCGAGUAUUUAUUUCCUGACCUUGGUGUGUACACUUGAGGAGCCUUGAUCUCUACGGAGCGUUUUUGCGCUGACGUCUGUGUUCCUUGUUUAAUGUGCCCGUGUUUACACAAACACCUCUUGCGUCGAUCAAGCGUUCCUGUUAUCUCAUUCCUUUAUUACCUCCUUCGGAUCCUCGCUUAUCGGAAACAUUAAGUUUCUCUCUAAAGGCUAUCGACGUGUGAAGCUUUGCGGCAUCGCUAAUUCAGCAGGCAGCACAUAUCAAGCAAUGCCGAUGCGUUGCCCCGAACUUUGAUGCCUUUUCUUUUUACUUUCAUUUGUACGGCGUCGCUUGCCACAAGUAACGACACGACACUCACAAAUAUCACUCACUCUCCUUAUCUCGGCAACUAACCACCUAAGAGUCAACAUGCAUUCUGCCAUAACGUCCUUUCAUCGUCACAGAUUUUAUUGCACUGUAUCCCUCGAUACCUACGCGCGGACACCUUUUUAAAACCAUCUCACUUCAUCUCACAUUCUAUUUAUCUGCUCAUCUUCACAUCUAUCAAUCAUAAAUUAAAACUCGCAACCACAUGUGCAAAACGUGUUUCAAGUUUCUUCUUGGAAAUUCUCGAAAUGGUCGUUGCCAACACACAGACACGCAGGCACCCAUGUGCACGAACACAUACACUGACACACACAGAAACAUGGUUAAUGAGGCAUAUGUCUCGAACAACCCACCGACUUAAGUAUCACGUGCUCAGUGUUCAUUCUCUCUUUGUAUAGGAAGUUGUGACUGGUAUUGAUUGUCUUGUUAACUCGAGAUUCCUUUGUGCGUUUACACAUAUUUUUGUACAGUUUCGAUGCCUUGACACUGUUUACUCUUGUCCAUAGCUCUAUCAGCAGAUCAGUGCCACAUUGUACAAGCUCUCGGGUUCGGGGUUGACUGUUUGUUAUCUGUCUCCUGCAUUGCGCUCUGUGACCACUAACUUGUCGCCAGUGCUUUCUUUUUUUUUCUACUACAGAUGCCUGACAUGUGCAAUCACAUCAUUAUUUCCUUUGUGCAUCUGCUCACGUUUUACCCUCGUGUGAAAGAGCAUUGUGAUUUUGUAUAAAUAGGAGCAGUGCUUUCGCAGAUGCUACAUGCCCGUACGAUGCUGUCUGUACCUUAUUCACAAUGCUACACGUCAUAUUAGGAUGCAAGGAACAAUCAAUGCACGAAUUUGCAUAUGCACUCACACGGCUCUGUGGUCGGCCAAUAGCCCGAGCAAUGCACCUCUCCGCGCGACUUGCGUGCGCACAUAUCUUUUGUAUAAUAUGCGGUCUACAAUCGCGGCAGUGUGCCUGUACAGUACGCAGUGCACUGUGACGCUGUAUUACUGUUGUGAGACAAAGGGCGCUUUUUUUUUUUGCCCUAACAUGGCCAGUCGCUGACCUCUUCUUUUUUUUCUUCGGCGCGAAGCAAACGAAUGAAAAUAAACGACCUUGCAUUUCUACGAA